Molecule: messenger RNA, 411 nt
Organism: Microthlaspi erraticum
Lineage: Eukaryota; Viridiplantae; Streptophyta; Magnoliopsida; Brassicales; Brassicaceae
Source: the annotation of a GenBank genome assembly
AUGUUUUCUCCUUCCCAUGAUGGCGCUGCUUCUCCUCCGACGUCGCCUCCUCCGUCCAUCGUUCCUGCUGGCUUUGAGGAACCCACUCCUCAAGCCAUCAACCACUCCAUGGCGUUGCUCCUCGGUGUACCACCAGUGGACAACCAAACCCUUGCGGCGUUCGUCGCUGCUAACGCUGCCGCCGUGACACCUCCGACACGCCGGGUGUUCUAUCCUCCGCCGCUGGUGAUGUAUGCACCGCCGGCAAUGCUUGCACCGCCGUCGCAGUAUUCAUUCGCUAACCGUCACCGUCACCUUAUCACGCUCCACCGCUGCCAUAUCCCACCGGUCACCCGAGGUGAGGAUAUGCCUAUUCCCUCACAUAUCUUAUUAUAUAAAGCUAGAUGGUUGCGACAUGUAGGAUUUUUAUAA